GAUACUGUCAUUCCGAACAGUCGUCUGCUAAAAAACGUGUUGCUGUAAAUUCUUUCAGAAAAUUUUAGUUUAAACUGUCAUUUGAAUUCAAUUCAGUUGAUAAAGGAAACUGCGAAAGUUUUCUAUUGGGAAGGUUUCAGUUUAUCACUUUGUUCUAUUGCCUACUGCCGGUGAUCUAAAAUGGGUGAGGAAAUUUCUGCAGUUCUAAAUUUCAUCAGUGAAAGGAGUGUGGAAGAGGCUAUCGAAAAAGUUGUGGACGAGAUCAAAUUAAGUACCAAUCUUGAUCACAGUUGGAAGGUUCUUCAUCAUCUAUUGAAAAGUGCAGAAAAGGAUGUCAAGUUUAAUGCCAAAGAUAUUGUAAAUGUUUGUUUACAACACUUAAAAAAACAGGACACCUGUAUCAUGCAAGCACGAUUCAUCUGCAAGAUUCUUAUAGUUUUAGUUGAAAAGGCAGACAAAGCAGAAUUUGAAGAAGAACUUGAAAUUUUUUUGGAGGACUUGCAAUUCAACAUUAUUCGUCAGUCCAAUGCUCAUCAGUUGCAUGAUGAUUGUGUCAUAGACUAUCAGACUGCAACCACUAUUUUAUCCUUGACUUUUCCAUCAUUUGUAAAAAUUGGUUUGCCAAAGAAUCAAGCAAAGUUAUUGGAAGUUAUUCCAGCGAUGAUUCAAUCCAAAAAUGAAAAUUCUAUCGUUGAAUCACUAGCCUUCAUGCUGCCUGCUGUCAUCCAUCAUGACUCACUAUUCGAAACUGUGUGCAAGUCUAUUCAAAAACUUUUUGAAGCAGAAGAAGAUUUGGAUAAAAUUUCUAACCAUCCUGGCCUUACUGCACUUUGUAGCAUUGCAGAUAUCCUAUUUUCUAAAACUUUUAAACACAACGUCUUUCAAGAAACUUGGUUUCACCGUGGAAUCCAGCGAGGAUUGUCUGACCCAGCCGCUUUGAACCGCAAACGUGCACAAUACCUGUUGAAGCGCUACGUGGACGCAACUGAAGCGAAUGUUUCGCUCUUCAACGAUUUCUUUCUGGUUAUGGAGACUUUAGAAGAGAAACAGAUGCAUAUUAUUAACCCUGUUCUUCCGAGAAUGAAAUCCCUGGAAGAACGCAUCCUAGAGAAGAAAGAAUCCGACUCCUCCUGGAUACAGUGCAUUUACAAGCGACUCCUAUCGCACGAAAAUAUUCAAGUAAUCAAGUGGGGUUUGCAUAAUCUCUGCCAAGUAAAAGUUCAAUUUUGGCCGGAUAUUGGCCACAGUGAUUGGCUAUAUGAUGUUCUACUGUUGGGCCUUAAUAACAUGGUAUUUUACGUCCGAGAAAAUGCCAAUCAGCUUCCCCAACUAGGUACCGAUCUCGGUCAACUAUUGCAAAAUUGUGCAACUUUGGAAACGGAACGUGAAGAAUUUUUCGUCCGUCUAUUGCGGGGCAUUUCGCUGGUUCCCUGGAACGCGGUGGGUUUAUUCCACUUGGUUCACGCGUUUGCCUCUUUACCUCCAAGCGAAAUUCUUGAUGGCGAAGCUCUUCAAAUAGUUUUAGAGUUCCUACGUAGUGGGUUACACACGCAUCAUCCACUACUUCGCGGAGCCAUUCAAGGACUGAUGCUGGAAUUUGUAUUGAACAUGACUGUCAUAUCGCAAGCAAAUCUCUUGUGGAUAGCGCUCAUUUUAUCAACACUAAAUCCUCAAGAAUGCUUCAUCCGCACUACACCUCUCCACGCUACUCUCAGGGCAUGGAUACGCGAUCGCUUUACACCCACUCAGCAUGGAGAGUUGCUCAGUCAGCUUUUGACUACGCAUUUUGAACCUUCGACUGAUGUUCGCACAGCUUAUUCAGUAGAUGUAACUGCCGUGGCUAGAUUCGCCGUAUUGCUGCUGGAUGCCGAAACAACCGACACUGAAGGUAUGCGGCAACUGCAAAUGUGUCUGCAACCCCUGGACAACUGCCACACUCGGCUGUACGCCGAUCCCCGUUUGCUGAAUCAACGGAUGAAAUUGAUGGUGACAUUGUUGGAUGAGGUUCGCUCAACAAAUUCCACUGCCGUUGUCCGUCUCGUAUUUCCGCUCACCGAAUCGGUUGUACAUUAUUGCCUGGAUCAAAUCGAAUCGUUAUCCAAUUACACAAGCGUGUGUGAAAGUUUUGCCGUGUUGGAAUCGAUUGCGAAGACGGAAGAUCUGCUCGGAGUGAUAGCCGCAUCAAGAAGGAAAUUGGAACUAUUGGCGCACAAAUUACUAAAUGGAUGUUCUGCCCUUGACAAAUUUAAAAGCAUUUCUCUCUUAUUUCUUAUUGCCCGAUUCGACCAACAUAUAGUGGACGAAUUCAUCCGUGAAAUGAUUUCUCUCAAACUGCAUUGCAAAGCUCCUCAACGUGAUGAUUCUGCCCUGGAACAUGUUACCUGGGGAGCUUUUAUGUCUCACUACUUUUCUCAGUUAUGGACAUUGCUUCAUCAACGACUGCCUUACAUAGAACCUAAAUUAAAUUCAGAAGACUUGGUAAAUGAAGCUGUUUGUGCCAUGGAUAUUGCCGGUGUUGAAGCCAUCAAGUCGAUUUUUGGCUGUUUGGCUCAUCUUCUACCACAUGUUUGUGACUCUAAUCCUGCCCUGUGUCGCACAAGUCUCCAAGCAAGUUGGACAUCUUGCUUCGAGUAUCGUCGCUCGGACCAUUUUUGGGACCUAAUGCAAGGGUUUGCCAUAACGGCCUUUAAUCAUUCUCUAAUGGAACAACCCGAAAUCCGCCCGCAACUUUUUGGAUUCUUGUCUGAAUUGAAAAGCCAAGGUGAAAACAUAUUGCAGCUUUUCAAUUUCGCGGCCGAACGCGUCAUUGAUAUCUGGACCAAUCAGGCCUUCCCAUCAAACGAUUCCUACGCCAUUCAAUUUAUCCUCGAUCUGACUAAUUUCGGACUGAUUCAUCGCCGGGAUGAAAUGAUAUUUUUUGAAACUCUUGCGUUUGUCCGCUCGCUAGGAGAUCGUUGCCCAGCCAACAUUAAUCUUCAGAGUGAAGAAAUGGCCGAUGGAAAAGUUCGCUUACAAGGAUUGCGUUUCUUGCUCUCGCUAAACAAAUCAAACGAACAACACAUAACCAUGGUUGAAAGUUUAGUGGAAGCCUAUUUAAAAGAAGAUCGGGUCAUGUCAGCGAGCAAGACUCGUUAUUUCUCCAGCUCACAUGGGCAUCGUGUGAAGCAUCGCCUUUGGGUAGCAAUGAUCAUGUUGCAGGACCUGCUUCCUCUUGGCCAUAGACAGACGACUGAGAUUAUGGAAGCAGCUCUUUCAGGACUGAUUGACGACAAUCCUCAACCUAGCGUUCGCUUUUUACAAGAAUGGAGUGUCACUCGUGCCAUUUAUCUCUCGGCAGAACUGGAGGCGGUUUUCUGGAAAACGAUGGAUGAUGCGGUGCAACAGAGAGCUGGUUCUAUGGUUUCUUUCUUGUCCAUAAUUGGACAUGUUACCCGAUGCCUUGCUCGGUCCGAGCGAUUGGAAAACUUCGCUUCUAAUGGUCUUCCGCGCGUUAUUCCUUGGGCUAUGGCGCAACAUUUUACCCCUCGCUUGUACGCCACCGUCAUUUUGGACGUGAUCUGGAGUAUUUGCGAAUCAUCGAAAAUUCAAUCGUUGCUUGGAGAAUAUUCGACAACUCGACGCAUUUUGCGCGAUGCACCCGACAUGCCAAAUACCCAACGAAACUUGGAGAAAUUGUGUCAGGAUUUCUACUUUAGUGUUUUCCACCCAAUGGACAAUUUUACUCUGGAGACAUUGUGUUAUCACUUACCUCGACUUUCACAUUUAGUCGCAGAAGAAUGGUUACCUGUUGAAUGGUUCAACGAUAUUCCUUCUUGGAUUCCUCAUCGUGAUAUGGAUGGACAACUUGCUGAUUGCAAUCCAGCUGAGUGGGUGGCUAGAGCAGCUGGAGGUGCGCCGGCGUUUACCCAAGACGAUUCUGUUAGUCCAGCCAUGGCUGUGAGGAACGUUCAGAAAAAAAUCACGCCAUGGAAGCAGAUGUUACCGGAUGUCAACAGUUUGGUUGUGUCAGCCGGUCGAAAAAAGACGACCACAAAUGAUCUGAUUGUGAUUGCGUCACUGGUUGACCGAGUCCCGAAUUUAGGUGGAUUGUGUCGCACUUGCGAAGUACUCGGCGUCAGAGAUUUUGUUCUGUCCUCACUGCGUGUCACGGAAGAAAAGGAUUUCGUCAGCCUCAGUGUUUCGGCCGAAAAGUGGAUCAACGUGCUCGAAAUAAAACCAUUCCAGCUAGUGGAGUACGUUAAACAACUAAAGCUGGAGGGAUAUACUGUUGUCGGGGCGGAACAGACGGCGAGCAGUCAACCUCUAAACCAUUUCACAUUUCCGAAAAAAUCUGCGCUUAUUUUGGGUCACGAGAAAGAAGGCAUUCCAGUAGAACUGAUUCAACAUCUUGACGUCUGUGUUGAAGUACCGCAAGAGGGAAUCAUCAGAUCUAUGAACGUCCACGUAACCGGAGCCAUCUUUAUCUGGGAAUAUGCCCGUCAACAAAUGGGAUUGUCCCACGUGCGCUAAAUUCAGUAAUAAGCUGGAUUGCAUCGGAAUUUGUUCUGAAAGGAUUUGGUCGAGUCCUGACAUGACGUCCCCCUAACUACCAAAUUUUCGAGUUUCCACAAAUAUUUUCUAUAAUUAUCAGUGGGAAAACAUUACUUGUGUAAAUACUCGCAAUAAUGCGGAAUAAAUAUGAAUGGACCUUG
Messenger RNA from Daphnia pulex (common water flea), 4691 nucleotides. Its product is annotated as probable methyltransferase TARBP1. Gene Ontology annotation, biological process: tRNA methylation. Lineage: Eukaryota; Metazoa; Arthropoda; Branchiopoda; Diplostraca; Daphniidae. The transcript is spliced from 7 exons. The coding region runs from base 181 to 4509 and encodes 1442 amino acids. The record is from RefSeq and is a predicted model, not a curated record. Gene Ontology annotation, molecular function: tRNA (guanine) methyltransferase activity; RNA binding.